AUGGGAAAGAAGCGAGUUCUCGUAUCCUACGGUGUCGAUAUCGAUGCCGUCUCCGGAUGGCUAGGCUCAUAUGGCGGCGAAGACAGCGCCAGUGAUAUCAGUCGAGGUCUCUUCGCCGGCCACGUGGGAACCCCGCGUCUCCUUAAGCUUUUUGAGAAAUACGGCAUCAAAGCCACCUGGUUCAUCCCCGGUCACUCACUCGAGACUUUCCCCGAAGAAUGCGCCAUGGUCCGCGACGCGGGCCACGAAAUCGGCUUGCACGGGUACAGCCACGAGAACCCAACAGACAUGACAAUUGAGCAGCAAAAAAUUAUCCUCGACAAGACCUACCGCAUGAUUACAGACUUUUGUGGGAAACCACCGCGCGGCACGGUUGCGCCGUGGUGGGAGACAUCCCAGGAGAUGACGGAAUUGCUGCUCGACUAUGGGAUCGAGUACGAUCAUUCCAUGCUGCAUCAUGAUUGUCAGAUGUACUGGCUUCGGACGGGCGAUAGCUGGACGAAGAUCAAUUAUAGCCAGAAGCCAGAGACUUGGAUGAAGCCUUUGGAGAGGGGUAAGGAGACAGGGCUAGUGGAGAUACCGGGAAAUUGGUACCUUGAUGACUUGCCACCGAUGAUGUUUAUCAAGAAGGCGCCAAAUAGUCAUGGUUGGGUGAAUCCGAGAGAUGUGGAGGAUAUUUGGAAGGAUCAUUUCGAUUAUUUCUAUCAUGUUUCCGGUCGUCCGCAUGUUCUUCUUAUGCAUGAAAGGGUUAGGAUCAUCGAACACAUCAAUAAACACGAGGGCGUGGAGUGGGUGACUAUGGAGCAGAUGUGCGAUGAGUUUAAGAGCAAGAACAAACCUCCUGCUGGUGCUAGAAUGCCCGCUCCUCCUUCAUCAGUGCUGAAAUAG
Messenger RNA from Aspergillus nidulans FGSC A4, 888 nucleotides. RefSeq names its product polysaccharide deacetylase family protein. Gene Ontology annotation, molecular function: hydrolase activity, acting on carbon-nitrogen (but not peptide) bonds. The transcript is spliced from 5 exons. NCBI's taxonomy places the organism in Eukaryota, Fungi, Ascomycota, Eurotiomycetes, Eurotiales, Aspergillaceae. The record is from RefSeq and is a predicted model, not a curated record. Gene Ontology annotation, biological process: carbohydrate metabolic process. The coding region runs from base 1 to 888 and encodes 295 amino acids.